AAGCUGAUAUUACACUCACUUUCACAUUUAUUGAAAUAAAACACUUGAUUUAUCCCUUUGACUAAUUGCAUUAUUGAUGCGUAGAAAAAUAGUUCCCUUUGUUUACUUCCGGAAAGCCGCCAAAUCGCAGACAUUCAAAGAGAAACAGCAUAUUCCAGCUAAAGCAUUGUCAAGACAAUGACAGGCAGAGUAAUCAUCAUCACGGGGGCCAACUCAGGGAUCGGGUUUGAUGCAGCCAAAAAACUGUGUGAGGCGGGGAAUGACGUCAUUUUGGCCUGUAGAGAUGAAGUCAAAGGGAAAGCAGCAGUUGAGAAUAUUCUCAAGGAAAAUCCUAAUGCCCUCACAACAUAUCUUCAGUUAGACCUGGCUGAUAUGGCAUCCAUCAGGAAGUUCGUGGAGGACUUUCACGCCUUGGGGAAGAAACUGAAUGUCCUGGUCAACAAUGCGGGGCUGUUCCUAAAGGGCGAUGACCGGGUCAGACAGUUCACCAAGGACAACUUUGAGCUGACCAUGGGGACCAAUCACCUAGGCCCGUUCCUUUUAACGCAUCUUCUCCUGGAAGACUUGAAGAAAACUGGGAAAGAGACUGGAGACAGUCGGAUCGUGAUGGUGUCUUCCUCACUACAUGAUGUCAAUGAGAGGAUGAACAGAGGCUCAUCUGUCCUAGACCUGGAUAAUUUCUUCUUGGACAAAGAAGGGACAUACAGUGGACAGCAGGCCUAUAAGAACUCAAAGGUUGCCAUGGUGAUGAGUACCUACUCCCUGGCCCAGCAGCUUGAGGGGACCGGGGUGUCGGUCACCUGUAUGAACCCAGGUUUCAUUCCUACCACGGAUUUGUCUAGACACGCAUCAUCGGUCGCACGAUUCAUGUUGCGUUAUCUGAUGGCCCCGAUGUUUAAAUUGGCAAAAAUUACUCGAACAGUGGACCAUGGAAGUAAAAUGAUCGUAGAUCUGAGCAUCAGUGAAAAAUACAAAGGUGUUUCUGGAAAAUAUUUUGACGACUUUGAGGAAAAAGAAUCUUCUGAGGAAUCUCGCGACGAGGAUCUCCAGAAGAGGCUGUAUGAGUUGUCUGCCCGUUAUUGUUGUCUGGACGGGUACGAGGCUCUGACUGCCCCCGCUCCUCCACCCCCAGAGGAAAAACCCGUCAAGUCACCCAAAGCCAAGACACCAAAGAAAAAGAGCAAGGAAGAGAAAGAGGAAAAAGAGGCAAAGGAAACAACAGAGAACGAUCAGGGUCAGGGCAAAGGUGGCCCAGAUGUAGAGGGCAUUAAGUUUGUUGAUGAGGAGGACAAGCCUGAGGAGGAGAAACCUGAGGACAGAGACGGGGAACCAGCCAAAGUCACGGUGACCGUGGAGGACACUUCUAAAGGAGAGGACACUGGGAACCAGGGAAAUGAUGGAGAGAAAAAGAAUGAAGGAAAGACAGAAGAAAUAAUGGAGAAAGGAAAGGCUAUAGAACAGGAGGAGACAAAAGUAGAAGUCGCCGCACAGUGAAGAUGACGACGUUUCUCAUUACAGUACCAUUCACAACCUCAGAUACUAACGUCUUGUAAUCGUGUUUAUGAGUUUAAAGCUGUAUGUUGAAUUGUAUGAUGUUUUCUGUAGGUUAAAAUGAAAACUUUACUUUUACAUAUAACAUUUUGUAUCCUUUAUAUUUUUUUUCUGAAGGUAAUAUUUUCAGAUGACAUUUUUGGUGUUUAAUAUUUUUUUUCAUAACUUGAAAUCCAGAAAAAACAUGAAGUAUGUUUUAGCUGACUGGUAAAGAAUCUUCCAUUAUAAAAUGUGUUUGAGAAACUUACUGCUGAGGCAGGCUUGUAAUAAAGCUAUCGGUAUGUAAAUUUGAUCUGCUGUCAAAAUCAUACCCUCACAGAUGUUUGUUUUUAUAAAUCAUUGGCAUUACUGGGUGCAAUUUUGUUUCAUGGACAUUAAGUCAUUUAGUCAAACCUUGUUUGUAUACACUGUAUAUUUAUAUGUCAUUUGAACAAAAUCUUAUUAUUUUAAAAAAAAAAAAAUUUUUUUUGGUGUGACAUUAUUUUAUACAAUAGGAUAUUUCAGUAUUGUAUGUUGUACUGUAUAUUUGAGCUACAUAAUCUUGCAUAAUUUAAUCAAAUGAAUUUAUUUUAUACACAUAUUUUGUCUAAUACUAGUCUAGUAUAUGAGAUACCUUUACCAAACCGGCUAUUUAAAUGUCUUGUUCAGUGUUUAAGUCAAAACUGUGCCUUCCAAUCAUGAUUGUAGACUGAGAAUUGUUUUUUUAUAUAGAUUUUGAAUACAAAUGAUAGUUGAAUCUUUUUAAAAAAAAUUAAGGUAGGACUCCUCAUGUACAUGUUGAUGUGCUUUAUAAAAAGUUAUAAAAGUGUAUGACCUUCCAAAAGUUGUCCAGGUAACUAUCCCUCCAAAGUUGUUUUUUUUUUUUUUUUUGUUUUGUGUUUUUUUUUGGAGUGGUUUUUUUUGUGCUAUUUCAGUUUAUCUAGUUAUCUACGCAUGAGUUUAUACCACUAUGUUUCUGACUGUGUUUAUUAUCAUGUGACCUAAUUAACCAAUUUCAAUGCAUUUUAUUGAACCCAAGGUUGUAAUUUUGUUAUGCCGCUCUCUUUUAUACCUCUGUCUCCUGUACAUUUUGACAUAUACCAGUAAAUUUACGUUUACAUUUAUGUUUCUAUUGGUCUGUAACCUAUACACAUGGUCCUCCUAAUUACCUACACCAAUUUUAUUUACCUUAUAGAAAUCCUUGUUGUGACUUAUUUGUAAAACAAUACCAUGUACUUGACAGCUUAUUGUUCUUUUACAUUUAAUAAUUACCACAAAAAAAUAUGAUUAUACACAAUGCUUUUGAUCAUGAUAUAAUUUUGUUGUAAUUAUGGCAAAUAAAAGUGAAUAUAUUAUUA
Molecule: messenger RNA, 2888 nt
Organism: Magallana angulata
Lineage: Eukaryota; Metazoa; Mollusca; Bivalvia; Ostreida; Ostreidae
Product: retinol dehydrogenase 12-like
Exons: 8
Coding region: 178-1494 (438 amino acids)
Source: RefSeq, a predicted model, not a curated record